Molecule: messenger RNA, 4487 nt
Organism: Notolabrus celidotus (New Zealand spotty)
Lineage: Eukaryota; Metazoa; Chordata; Actinopteri; Labriformes; Labridae
Product: transcription regulator protein BACH2-like
Exons: 5
Coding region: 251-2524 (757 amino acids)
Biological process (GO): regulation of transcription by RNA polymerase II
Molecular function (GO): protein binding; RNA polymerase II cis-regulatory region sequence-specific DNA binding; DNA-binding transcription factor activity, RNA polymerase II-specific
Source: RefSeq, a predicted model, not a curated record
CAUCCUAACACACACACUCACACACACUCUCACACACACACUGGAGACCCGUCUGCCACACACACACACAUACACACUCUCUCACACACACACACACACACACACACACACACACAGACUGAUGCCUGCGGAGCGUUAAAGCGUUUAGCUGAGACUGACGGACUCACGGACUCACAAUGUGGAUCACCCUGAUUUAUCUCUGAGGAACUGAACGAGGACGAGCAGGAAAACCGGGGUGCUAGAGGGAGUGAUGUCGGCAGGCGAGGAGGAGCGGGAUGGUCAGGCGGCAGCGCCCGUGUACGUGUAUGAAUCAAAGGUCCACUGUGCCAACGUGCUGCUGAGCCUGGAGGAGCAGCGGCGGCAGGGCAUCCUGUGUGAUGUGACCGUGCUGGUGGAGGGGAGGGAGGUGCGCGCUCACAGAGCCGUCCUCGCUGCGAGCAGCCGCUACUUCCUGCAGGCUCUGCUGGGACACCACGGGUCAGCAGGUGAAGCAGAGCCCAUCGUUAACCUGCCAGACAAGGUGACGGCUAAAGGCUUCGCUCCAUUGCUCCAGUUCGCCUACACGGCCAAGCUUGUUUUAAGUAGAGAAAACAUCCACGAGGUCAUCCUGUGCGCCGACUUCCUGGGUAUUCACAACUUGGAGGACUCCUGUUUCCGGUUCCUCCAAGCCCAGCUACAGGACGACAGCGACCACGCCAGCAACGGUGAAGUGGGAUACAACGACGACAACGCAGCCGAGGACACGGUCUUCUCUGAGGAGACAUCCUUGGAUGAGUCGACGGAGACGAGGCAGCAGAUCAAUCAUGUAGCAAGUACUGCUUCGCUUUCUCAGUGUCCUAAAUACAGGAAAUAUCAGUACCAGCUCUGUGAGGACAAGCACAACGGGGACCACCAUGACGGCGUUCAUGAAGUCCAUUUGCCCAAUCAUACCUCAGUCAGCCCUGUGAGCUCACAGCUCUCAGACCACAACCCUGCUGCUCCACGAUCUCUCCUGUCCCCCUCCAGGAUCAAAGAGGAGCCGUUCGUGUUUGAGGAGGAAGAGGAAAGGAGUGGGGGAAACCCCGAGAUGUGCACUGAGGAGGUCCUGGAGAUGGAGCUAGAAGUAGAAGGGGUUCCAGUAGCACCCGAGCACUCUCCGAGCAGAGGGUCGCCCUCCUCCUGCCUGCGCUCCUACCUCCAGAGAGGCGGCCUGGACCUCAGCUGUGUGCCGAGCACCACCAUCCAGCAGCUGCUCACCAACAGACUGUCCCUCAACCACUACAGGGAGCUGGUCAAAGACCGGCCGAGGGACAAGACAGAACCUCUGGGUCAAGGGGACCUCAAGGCCAGCAUCGCAGAUGGAGUGGGCAAGAGAAUCGAAAGACCGAUUUCCAAAGCCUCGUCCUCUAAAUAUGAGGGCGAGCUGGACCGGCGCAGCGUCAUUUUCUCCUCAGCGGCGGGCGAGCAGCAGAUGUUGACUCAUUCUUACAUGGAGGAGAACUUCAGAGAGAAAGUCUCCACCCUUGUGCAGGUAGACGCUCCUUCUUCAGGUCGCUCAUGUCUCAGCACCAGCUGCCCUGUUCCCAUCAAGACAUCAGCCCAGUCCCCGUCUCCUUCUGAGCCCCGGACCCAGACCUCCAGCUCUCGCUCCUCAUUCUCGUACCCGGAGGACGCAGGCAGCGGUAGCUCGCCCUCCAGCCUUCCACAGUUUGACUUCUCCUCAUCUCCAAACUCAGGCUCCACCUCUGGACUGUCUCACUGCCUGUCUGGGGUAGUGGAUCAGAGGAACCCACACAGUGGGGAGCUUCUCUUCUCCCAGAGCUGCAACAAGAUCAAAAGUGAGCGGGGUUUCGGUGCCAGCGGUGGAAACUCCAGCGAUGAAUCAGGAUCGUUCUCAGAGGGCGACAGCGAGAGCGGCAUCUCCAGAGUCUCCUGCCCCGAGGUGAAGCUGCCCUUCCCGGUGGAUCAGAUCACGAACCUGCCACGCAAUGACUUCCAGAUCCUCAUAAAGAUGCACAAGCUGAACUCGGAGCAGCUGGAGUUCAUCCACGACAUCCGCCGCCGCUCCAAAAACCGCAUCGCUGCCCAGCGCUGCCGCAAGAGAAAGCUGGACUGCAUCCAGAACCUGGAGUGUGAGAUACGCAAACUGGUCCAUGAGAAGGAGAAGCUGCUGAGUGAGCGUAACCAGCUGAAGGUGUGUAUGUCGGAGCUGUGGCAGAACCUCUCCUUCCUCUCUCAACAAGUGUGUCGGGAGGUCCAGGGCUCUCAGCCGCCUGCCGUCUCCGCCAGCAUCGACCUCACGUCAAACCCACCAUCGCCUUCUUCGGACCCCGGAUCAUCCCGGCCCAGGUCUCCUGCGUCUCAGCGAAGCCGCAGGGCUCGUCAGUCUGACGGAGGUCCCGGUCUUGGGGGUCCUGUGGUGGAGAACCCAGAGUGUCCACUGGUGCUUGGAUCCACUGAGGAAGUAUGUAGCCCCACCGUCACGGUGGAUUUCUGUCAGGAAAUGACUGAGAAAUGCACAACGGAGGAGCAGGACUGUACUUAGAGACGGUUUGAUCGGUCUAACAUUUGUGUAUAAAUAUUUGAAGUAUUUUCUUUCUUUUUGUAACGACGACACAAACGUUGUCUUAUCAGCAAUACUGUUUAACAGAUAUUUUUGGACUGGUUCGAAACUAAAGCACUGGCAGCUUUCUCUCACUCUCUUCUUCUUCUUCUUCUUCUCUGUCUCAUCCAGACUUCCUCUUCCUGUCCGCUUCCCUCCCUCUCUGGUGCAUCAUGGGAGGUUAAACUCAGGAAUUCCUCAGAAUGUUUAGUAACGUCCCCGUCAACGUGUCCUCGCACUUUAUUUUACAGUCCUGUCAGACCUUGAUGAUUACGUCAGAACUUACUGUUGAUUAGUUUAAAUAUUUCAGACUUUUAACGCUCAACGUUUUAAAUACGAUCCUCCCUGAGAGGAGGAGAUCACUCUCACGUCUGUGUGUGAGAAGCUGGUUAGCCUAGCAGAGCUUGGAGGAGCAGGGGGGAGCAGCUAGAACCGGCAUCAAGAGCUUCAGGGCGGACUUCACGUCGAUUAAAGAUGUUAAAGGAGAAGAUUUAUUUAUUCACAUUUUAUUAUUUGAAGAAGAGAACAACUCUGCAGCUCAGCUGCUGUGUCGUCACAUAAGAGGAAUCAAACGAAUCGUUCUGUUGCUUUACAGUUUUUCUCAGUUGCCUUGGUACAUUUCUUGAAUCAUCCUCGACAUUUGCAGAACAAAUGUCCAUCCAUCCAUCCAUUAUCUUGACCGCUUAUCCCGUUAGGGGUCACGGGGGGCUGGAGCCUAUCCCAGCUGGCUUCGGGCGGAAGGCAGGGUACACCCUGGACAGGUCCCCAACCUAUCACAGGGCAGAACAGUAAGUGCAUUUCUCAAAACAAUUUGUACAAACAGCAAAACACCAUGGAUCCCCUGCAAAAUCCUGAGUUCAUCUCUCAAAAGUAAAUAUCUGUGUCAAUGAACCUGUCAGUGCCAUCAGAGUGACAAGUCCUUGUGUCAUUGUGUACGGAUAAGACAGUCAAACUGCUGAGUCAUGUUGUCAAUAUAACAGUGUACUCUGGAGGGACGUUCUGAUGUAAACCAUGGCUUAAGUUUUGAUGACAGUUAUUGUAAAUUGUAAGUUACACCUUAGUGUAUGUGGGAGAUUGAUUGCAAGAGACUGGACAAGAUUCACAUUAAUGCGAUUACUGUUCGUGUAACUCCCUCCAGUCAAGACACGGACACAAGGCGUUCCUUUUCUUACGGGCAUUUAUUUCGCACAAUCUGUGCCUUUUGAGCAUGCCGUGAGAGCUGUAAUACAAAUCAUAAAAUCAGCUUGAUGAAGCUUAAACACAAAUUACAUAAACACAUAACACACUACUUAUCAAAUCAAAUCAAUAUACAUGGAAACUUUAUGCUGUUUAACUUAUAAUCAUAUCAAAGAAAAGAAUUCGGCCACACAAACGAACUUUAACACAUACCUCAUUGGCCCCAUGAACUGUAAGGGAGUAUAAAUGAAUAUCUGGCUUCCCAGGUCUUUCAAUGUGCAGCAGCUUCCUCCUCUAUGCAUUAACCUUGAUGCAUGGCAAGCAUGAGGUGCUAAGCCCCGCCGCUUUCUCAUGUUCUGGAAGCUUUCACUUUCUAUUAGGAACAAGUUCUUAUUAACUUAUAUUAAACAGCUAAAUACUUUCACCUUAAAUUAUUCUAGUUUUUAACUUAAAUUAUUAUAUGAAUUGAAAUGAACUGGCAGCUACAGUUUGUACUUUAAUUUGUUGACAGACCAUGUCAUUGCAAAACAGAGAGAACAAGACCGCACUGCAUAGCACAAAGAAAAAACAAGAAAACAGAAGUAGAAAUGUGAACAUAGGGGAAACUGGACAUGCAGUGCAGUCUUCCUACACCUCCUGACGUUCCUGUCUGUUGGGCCUUCGUUAGAGACAGUCAAGAUUCACCUGGGAGCAAUUUAACAAUUCAGGACAGAUUUAGAAAAGAAGUCUG